This is a messenger RNA of Anopheles darlingi, 2661 nucleotides long. Its product is annotated as CTD small phosphatase-like protein 2. The transcript has 6 exons. Lineage: Eukaryota; Metazoa; Arthropoda; Insecta; Diptera; Culicidae. Gene Ontology annotation, molecular function: phosphoprotein phosphatase activity. The record is from RefSeq and is a predicted model, not a curated record. Bases 129 to 2495 code for a protein of 788 amino acids.
GAAAAAAAGAGUAGCCAUUUUAGAAAAUCAAAACAUGAAAAUUUCACUUGCUGCUGUGUGUCCCAUCUCUUCGACGCGGUGUUAAAGUGUUUUUACUGUUUCAACAAAAAAUAUGUUGAUCAAAUGAAAUGUGGCUUCGAAGUGAAAGGAGAGAUCGUCGAUUGCGCUCAAGCAAAGCCCGCCUUGAAGUUAAAUUUAAGGUUUUCAAUAAAGUGGCAAGUUCUAAAGCUAAAAGAAUAUCAUCUGUCGAGCUUAAAACAUCCAACCGACUGUCGGCUGCUGGCUGCACCACCCGGUUACCCAAAAGUCGUUUAAAUAAGAAGAACGCAAAUCUUGUAUCAUCCGAUGCCUCAAAAGUGUCGGUAUGCGUUACGAAUGUGCAAAUUGAUAGUAAGGUUGAUGAUGCACAAUGCGAAAAAAAUAGCUCUAGAAGUCCUGAUCUAUGCAGGAAAUCAGUUACUUUGCCCCCGCUAAACCAUUCAAUUUCAGAGGACUCCAAAGAAAACCAAUUCUGGCAGGAAAAUGAUGAAAUAAUCAUAUUAGACGCAAUGACCACUUUAAGCAUGAAGACUAUUGAAGAUAUUUCAACCAAUUCGAACUAUUUGGGGGAGGUACCAUGCAGCAGCUCGAUAUUAAAUACAGCAAUAACGGACGCAGAAAUCGACCCGCAAUCAACUGAUAAAUGCAGUAUAUACAUCAAACAUGGAUCCGACGGUGGAACCAGCGAUUCUUUCUGUCCAAAAACCACAGAAAUGCACAGUACUACAGGACAAAAUCACCCUGAUUGUAAUAUAAACCCUUCUGGAUGCACUAUAGAUAGCAUAUUAGAACCAAAAGAGUCACACUCAUGUGCUCAACUUAGCGAUUCUAAGUGUAUAACUGAAUGCGAUAGUACAACUUCUGAACUGGAAAAUGAAGUUGGCCGAGAAAUUGCCGCUUUCAUUGCAGAUAAUAUGGUAGACCAAGUAUACUCACAAGAAGGAUCCUUAAAGCGAAAUACAUUCAUGUCUGACAACUCGCUGGCAAUCGUUAUACCUGAAGUAGAUUCUACCACCGAUACAGUACAUCCCUACAUCUCCGAGUGCAACACCACUCAAGACGAUAUCAAUUCUUAUCCACCGGAUAAGCCUGCUUUGCUUCUACAUAGGACCUCUUCUUGCAUGUCGCAUUCGUUGGCAUCAUCGUCAACCGCUGGAACUAUAGCUCCUUCAUUUUGUACUGCUCCAACGACUUCAUCCGCGUUACCAAAUUUUAAUCACGUAUCUUAUAAUAGCGUACCCUACCUUUCUGCCGGGUACGAAGUACAGCAGCAGCAGAUAAUGUAUAAUGGUGAAAACAAUAUAGCGAACGGUGAAUUGGAUGUAAGUUCAGAUUUUGUAGCAAUGUUUGAUGAGGAAAAUUCUAGAAACCCUGCAUUAACUGGACAGUAUAGUGAUAUUCCGUACAACGUUCUGCUCACACAAGCAUUCCUUUGCUGUAGUGAGGUUGGUGGUUUAAAUCUUACGGACAACCAACAAUAUAAUAAGAACGAAAUGUUUUCAUGCCUCAAUACUAAUAAUCACGGUGAACCUAGAAUGCUUAGUGCAUUCCAGAGUUCAUCAAUGCGAACAAAUUUGAGUGAAGGCACUGCCAGCACAUUUGCCAACAAUGCUUAUGUAUCUAAGAUUGAGCAUAUGUAUCACUCGGAUCAGCCUGAGGCUAGACAGGAAUCAUUAAUUUAUAAUUAUGACCGUAAUGAAGUUAUUCCAACCGGGCUUGGAAAAGACGAGGAUGCGGGAGAUAUGCAGCACAAUUCCAACGGUACACAAAUUGAGGAAUCAUCCAACGAGCAACAGGACGAUACUGCAUUUCGAGCCUUCGAUCCUUACUAUUUCAUUAAACACUUACCACCACUGACAAGUGAAAUUCGUUUGAAGUGUCCUGCCUUACCGCUCAAGACAAGAUCUAGUCCUGAGUUUAGUCUUGCAUUGGACUUAGAUGAAACAUUAGUGCAUUGCAGCUUAGUGGAACUUUCUGGUGCGAGUUUCAAGUUCCCAGUGAUAUUUCAAGAAUGUGAAUAUACUGUAUUUGUUCGCACGAGACCAUUCUUUCGGGAGUUUCUGGAAAAAGUGUCACGUCUUUUUGAAGUCAUUUUGUUUACUGCCUCAAAACGCGUUUAUGCUGAUAAACUUCUGAAUCUUCUGGAUCCAGGGCGUCGACUUAUAAAAUAUCGUCUAUUUCGUGAACAUUGUGUUCUAGUCAACGGCAAUUACAUCAAGGAUUUGACAGUACUUGGGAGGGAUCUUUCAAGGACAAUAAUUAUAGACAAUUCUCCUCAAGCAUUCGGAUAUCAAUUGGACAACGGAAUUCCUAUUGAAAGCUGGUUUGCAGAUCAAAGCGACUCUGAGUUGAUGAAAAUUUUACCGUUCUUGGAGCGACUAGCCGAAAUGCGUGAAGAUGUACGACCUCACAUUCGAGAAAAGUUCAGACUAUUUUCUUACUUACCACCCGAUUAAUAUAAUAUUAUGAUUUAAAAUCGAUUAGUUUUAGUCGUGCCGCUUCUAUUCAAAGACUAAUAUAUCAGUGGUUCGAUUUGUUAUUGUUAACAACAUUAUUGGUGUUUAUUGCAUACAUACCACAUUGUUCAAAUAAACACUGGGCGUCGAAUAGUGGUAUCAUUUA